Molecule: messenger RNA, 4886 nt
Organism: Wyeomyia smithii (pitcher-plant mosquito)
Lineage: Eukaryota; Metazoa; Arthropoda; Insecta; Diptera; Culicidae
Gene: dia
Product: protein diaphanous
Exons: 2
Coding region: 236-3544 (1102 amino acids)
Biological process (GO): actin cytoskeleton organization; actin filament polymerization
Cellular component (GO): actin filament; cytoplasm
Molecular function (GO): microtubule binding; actin binding; small GTPase binding
Source: RefSeq, a predicted model, not a curated record
UUUAAAUGCGAAGCAUCAUCCACUGGCGAACCUGUUUUAAUCGUAGAAUGUCAAAAGAGUGACGAAGUCCGCGGAGUGAAAUGAUGUCAGUUAUUAAUGUCGCGUUUUGUAAAAUCUUAAUUCGCAUUUGAUCAAGUCGUGUUUGGGAAAAUCUGCUGUUUAGUGUGUGCGUCGUGUGCUGGGCCAGGCAUUUGUCCAGGCGGUGAUAUUUAAUGUGCUGGGUGUGUGCUGCAAAAUGUCGAAACAUGAUCGUGCUAAAUCGGGUGGCUUGCUCGAUACGCUGUUUUUCGGUCGACCACACAAAAAAGGUGGUCGUGGCGGCUCCGGUAACUACGGAGCUGGUGGUCCAGCCGGUGGAAGCGGCCACGGUGGCUACAGCAUUAAUGGAGGCCGACCGCUGUCUGGGGCGGAAUCUGAACUGGCCAUCCUCGAUGAGCUGAACAACGAUAUGAAGCGUAUGAACGAGGCGGAAGUCAAUCAGAAAUUCCUUGAGAUACUGGAAGACAUGAAUAUCCCAAAGGAUAAGCGCGAUCCACUGUUGCUGAAAUCGCUAGACGAGAAGAAAAAAAUGAUUCUUAUGCACGUGAAAGGCAAAACCAACACCGAACACCGUGCCAACUCGCGCUUCGAGAAGCCCGUUGACUACAUCCAGUAUCUGCGUGACGGUGAGUUCAUCAGCCGAAUUCCGAAAAUUCUGCAAUGCAUGGAGAGUCUGCGGGUAGCGCUGACCAGUAAUCCAAUCAGUUGGAUCAAGGAAUUCGGUGAGACCGGAAUCGACGAAAUCGUGAACUUGCUGCGGCACUGCAAAUCGAACCCUCGUCGAUUUGAGAAAAUCGAAUACGAAUGUUUGCGUUGUCUGAAGGCCAUUAUGAACAACUCCUGGGGUUUGAAUGUGAUUCUAACGCCGGAUCAGCAUGCGGCGGUUCUGCUGUUGGCGCAAAGUGUUGAUGCUGGCAAGCCACACACAAUGUGCGAAGCGGUCAAGCUGCUGGCUGCUAUCUGCCUGGUGAAAGAACGAAACGGUUACGAGAAGGUACUGAAGGCGAUCACCAACGCAACGAUGAUGGCUCGAGGUGGUGAUCGGUUUCGGCCGAUCGUCGAAGGUCUUUUUGUAGAACAUGAUCGAAACUGGGAGUUGGCAAGUAACACGAUGAUCUUCAUAAAUUGUCUGAUUAACACUCCUUCGGAUAUAAACUUUCGGUUGCAUCUGCGGUGCGAAAUGAUGCGUGCUGGGUUACACGAUAGGUUGGAUCAGCUGGCAGAGAUUGUGGAAAAAAGCAGCAACGAAAAUCUGGAAAAGCAUUUCAAAAUCUUCAACGCUUUUCGGGAGGAUGAUUUCGAAGAAUUCAGUAACAGGUUUGACAAUGUUCGAUUAGAUCUGGACGAUAUGCACGAGUGUUUUGAGUUGCUGAAGAAUCUGGUCGUCGAUACCAGCAGUGAACCGUACUUCUUAUCGAUAUUGCAGCAUCUCCUGUUUAUCCGGGACGAUUAUGUUUACCGGCCGGCAUACUUUAAGUUGAUUGAAGAGUGCGUUUCACAAAUUGUACUACACAAAAGCGGGUGUGAUCCGAACUUCGAAAGUCGAGAUUUCCACAUAGACACAUCGACUCUGCUUGAAGACAUGGCCGAAAAAACGAAGCAACUGGAGAUUAAAAAGAGUGAAGAUUUCGAGAAGCGAAUGGAAGAGCUGCAAACUGCUAAGCAAGAAGCCGAAGCUAGAGCAGCUUCACUGGAAGACCGCUUAAAAGAAAUCGAAGCCACCGGAGUGAUAUCUCCUAAAGGGAAAAGCAAACUACCUCAAAUUAAUAUUCCUCCACCGCCGCAGGUGCCUGGAAUGGGAGGUCCGCCUCCACCUCCGCCCCCACCAGGGAGUGGAGGGGCACCACCACCUCCACCGCCUCCGAUGAUGAUGCCAGGAGUUCCCCGACCUCCUCCAAUGCCUGGAAUGGGUCCACCUCCUCCCCCUAUGCCGGGAAUGGGACCGCCUCCUCCACCAAUGCCUGGAAUGAUGGGACCACCAGGUUUACGUCCAAUGGCACCUAUACCUGCACCACUACCACACGGACUGAAACCGAAAAAGAAAUGGGACACUGACGGCCCCAUGAAACGGGCCAACUGGAAAGCGAUUAUUCCACAAAAACUGUCUGAAAAUUCCUUCUGGGUGAAGGUGCAGGAAGACAAAUUGGCAGACGAUGAAAUACUGUCGGGCUUGGCCGCUAAGUUCUCCUCGAAACCAAUGAAACCUGCGGAUAAAGAUUCGGUUGACCGACCGCCGACAUCGAAGAAAAACAUCGAUCUUCGAGUCUUGGAUGCUAAAACCGCACAAAAUUUAUCCAUCUUACUUUGUGGUUCUCUGAAGCAUCUAUCUCACGAACAAAUUCGAACGUGCCUUCUACGAUGUGAUACAACAGUGCUUGGGCCGAGCGUAUUGCAACAGCUCAUUCAAUAUAUACCACCGCCUGAUCAACUGAAGCGGCUGCAAGAAAUUCGAGCUCGUGGAGAAGUUCUAGCGGGACCGGAGGCUUUCGCGGCGACGAUAGGUGACAUCAAGCGUCUAGGCGCUCGAUUACAAAGCUUAAGUUUCAGACUUAACAUGCCAGAUAUGGUACAAGACUGUAAACCAGACAUUGUAGCAGGAACGGCUGCCUGUGAGGAAGUUAAAACGAGUAAAAAGUUUGCUAAGGUGUUAGAAUUGAUCCUUUUACUAGGCAAUUAUAUGAACUCUGGAUCAAAGAAAGAAGCGGCAUUUGGUUUUGAAAUCAGUUUUCUGCCAAAGUUGAGCAGCACAAAAGAUUACGAAAAUAAGCAGACCCUGCUGCACUACAUAGCAGAUGUCGUGGAGAAAAAGUUCCCCGAAGCACUUACAUUCUACGAAGAUCUAUCGCACGUUGAUAAGGCCUCGCGGGUUAGUUUGGACAACAUCCAGAAAACGAUGAGGCAGAUAAACAACUCACUUAAAAAUCUGGAAUCCGAUCUGAACAAUAACAAAAUUCCUCAAAGUGAUGAUGAUCGGUUUAUGGAGGUCAUGGGAAAAUUUGCCAUCGAAUGCCGCGCCCAGGUGGAAGUGUUGGGACGUAUGCUGUCACAAAUGGAGUCUCUGUUCCAGAAUCUGUCCGAAUAUUACUGUUUCGAUCCUGCCAAGUACACUAUGGAGGAGUUCUUCACCGAUAUCAGAACGUUUAAGGAUUCGUUUGUACAAGCACAUGCCGAUAACAUGAAGCAGCGUGACGAAGAAGACAAGAAACGUAGAACAACCGAAGCGAAGGAGCGGGCGCAGCGGGAAAUGCAGGAGAGGCAACAGCGUAAACUGGCCCUGGUGGAUAUCGAUGCUGUACAAACCCAGGAAGGUGUAAUGGACAGUUUGCUGGAGGCUCUACAGACUGGUUCAGCCUUUGGUAACCGCGAUCAACGGCGACGAAGAGGACCGCGACCUGCCGGUGCUGAAAGAAGAGCUCAGCUAAAUCGAAGUCGAUCUAGAACCGGCAUAACAGCCAAUGCUUUCUCCAGCAGGGAAAUGCUAUCGGAAUUGUUAGGUCCAGCGUAAAACGCUGUCCAAGUAAGUUACAACGCAAUGUGCCUGUCUUAUAAUUGUAAUAGUUAUCUGCAAAACAAAAAAAAAACAUGAUCCACUUGUAUCAAAAGUAAUUAUCAGUCCUACAAUCCUGCCUAUGGCUAGGAAUAUUGAUAAAUCUACGGGUGACCGAGAUAGACAUGAAAACAUAUGUUAGUUUCGAUGAAGAUGUGAACGAUGACACUGAAAAUACACAUGCUGUCAGAUUAAACCAUUCCCGAUUAGUUGCAUUGCUAAGCUUGUACAAUACAUGAUAAAACUAUUCAGAACAGUUAAAGGAAUGCUUAAUUUGUCGUUUGAUAAUCAUUUUGUCAGUUUUUUGGAUGCAAAAACUCAUUUGUAUUCGUCGAGAAUAAGUUAACAAUAAAUUCUGUUCAAGCUUUUCGUCGUGUUUCCGGUAAAGCCGGAAUGAUUGCAUCUAUGUUAAUAAAUUAAAGUACUAGGCAUUACAUGUUACAUGUACAUGUUGGUUAGUAAUCCGGCUUUCAUUUGUGAUGAAAUUUAUCUACCAGAAGCUUUCAAACAUUUUUUACAGGCUCAAAAAACCCGGGCACCACUGCGAUAUUUUUAUUUGAUUGACAGCAUGCUAAAUAGUAGUUUAUCCAAGUUGCUAAUAUUUCGGUCACCUCCUGGCAUAAUUAUGCACAAAUAUCCAACACAGCUCAGCCGGUGUAUUCGAAGCAGUGUUGCGUAGUCGAUUUGUUACGCUUACCAAAACGAACAAUAAAUACUAUUGUUGAAACAUGAUUUAUCGACUAAAACUGAGAAGGUUGUUUUCGAUAAAACGGCAUUAAAAAUAUAAUAAAAGUGUGCUGAUGCACCAAAAGCGCAUUAACGCGACUUGUGUCAAAAAUAAACACCACAUAUCUUACAUAAAACUAUUGUAAUAAACAAAUCAUUUGUAUAAUAAAAGGAGCUCAUUUGCGCUUACUAAAAGACAUUUCCAAUGGCAGUAUAAAUUAUACAAAAUAUUAUUUACCGGUUACUGAAAAAUGGCGCUUCUAGUGCUAGGUUCGUAAUACUUUUUAUAGCUCGAUACUAACAAAACGUAAGGCUUAUGGAAUCAGUAUGCGUAUGUUUUUGCGUACAUUUUUACCAACGGCAAAUAUAGUUAAUGCUUCACAUGUACCAUAUACAAGUGAUAAGUGUAUUGAAAUACUUACGGCCCAUUUUUUGAGUAUAUAUAUUUUCUAAAACAUUCUACACACAUACAAACUAUUCUAUACUGGUAGCAGUUUAAGCUAAAGUUACAGAUGUUUACUUUAUUUUACUAGGAAUGUAAAUAUUAUUAAGCAAAUUAAACCAUGUUAUUGCA